Arabidopsis lyrata subsp. lyrata is the source of this 470-nucleotide messenger RNA. Its product is annotated as GDSL esterase/lipase At5g03980. Bases 71 to 409 code for a protein of 112 amino acids. Gene Ontology annotation, molecular function: hydrolase activity, acting on ester bonds. Lineage: Eukaryota; Viridiplantae; Streptophyta; Magnoliopsida; Brassicales; Brassicaceae. The record is from RefSeq and is a predicted model, not a curated record. The transcript has a single exon.
GUCUUUUCCCGUAAAAGGUCCAAAAGCUUACGACGACAAAGGUUGCUUGAAGCAUCUCAACGAAUUUGCAAUGGAUCACAAUAACCAACUCCAAGAAGCUAUAGCUUCUUUGAGAAAAGAGUUUCCAGAUGUGGCUAUAGUCUACGGAGACUACUACAACACGUUUCAAUACGUUCUACGCAGUGAAGGAUUCGACAAGAGUGUAGCUUUGAAAUCGUGUUGCGGGGUCGGUGGAGCUUACAACUACGACGGAAAGAGGCCUUGCGGAGUAGCAGGAGUACCGGUGUGUCAGAAUCCAGACAAGUUCAUAAGUUGGGACGGAGUGCACUUGACUCAAAAGGCUUAUAGAUUCAUGUCUAAGCUCUUCAACUAUCAGAUUCUUUCACAGAUCAAGUGUACUAGGGCUUAAUUACGAGCGUGUUCUUUUUUUUCAGUUUUCUCCUCAGUUUUAUGUAAAUUGCUCACAAUUA